AUGAAUGUCGAUGCUGUACACCUCUUUGGCAUGGCCGACAUUCCCAUCUAUCAUGGUAUGGUCCAGGGGUACCAAGCGUUGGCUACGUGCGUCUGGGAGGUGCCAAGCUUGGCAGCUUCCCUCACCAGCGUUGUUGGCAUGCUGUGGAGGGCCAGCGGAGACGUCGAGACCCUGCUGCAGGAUCUCGAGAAGCUAGCUGCAAACUUUGCAGAUGCGCAAAAUGUGCACACGGCAUUCGUCAUGCUCCGCACCUAUUUAGGCCUUCAGAUGGUUAUCAACCUAUUCAUCUUGGGGGUCAUCGUGCACAAGGUGGUCAAGAAUGUGCAGGGCCUUGCCCUUCGACUCAUGGCUGUGCUAGAGAUGGCUUAUCGGGUCAUCGCCUCCUGGUGUCAAACUCUCAACGCAAAGGUGGGUCGAUGCUCCUGCACUUACGUUGCCUGCUAA
Molecule: messenger RNA, 444 nt
Organism: Didymosphaeria variabile
Lineage: Eukaryota; Fungi; Ascomycota; Dothideomycetes; Pleosporales; Didymosphaeriaceae
Exons: 2
Coding region: 1-444 (147 amino acids)
Source: RefSeq, a predicted model, not a curated record